AUGGCGGCAGGAUCGAAAAUGAGUAUGACUCUGUUGAUAGAUAGCGCAACCAACAGGGUUCUAUUCGCAGAAGCCGGGAAAGAUGUGGCUGAUUUCAUCUUCCAUAUCAUGGGUUUGCCAAUUGGGACCGUCAUUAGGCUUCUGAAAAAGCAGGAGAUUGGGGGUUCCCUAGGAAACAUCUACGACAGCAUCGAGAACCUUAAAGAAACAUACAUUCAACCCAACCAAACCAAAGACAAACUCCUCAAACCCACUUCCCCAAUUGAUCCAACCUUCUCCAAUCCUCUAAUAUUGUCCCUUGAAUCUGAUGAUGAAGAAUUAGUUCCUGAAAAAACAAAGAAGAAGUCGGCGGCUGUGAUGGUUGGUUACAAAUGCAACAACCAUUUUUACUUCUGUGAUGAUCCACGUGGGAUCUGUCCCAAUUGUAGGACUACCAUGUCUGCCAAGAUGACCUACGUUGCUCCUCCUCCACUUCCGGAGCCCAACCAUGUUAAAAACGACGGCGAAUUAAGCGGGUUUGUGAAGGGGGUGGUGACUUAUAUGGUGAUGGAUGACCUCGUGGUCAAGCCCAUGUCCACCAUCUCUAGCAUUGCCCUUCUCAAUAAGCUCAAUGUCAAGGACGUUGGAGCCCUUGAAGAGAAAGAGGUUGAACUAGGCAUUGAUGAGGCAUUGAAUUUGCUGAAGGCAUCCCUGUCGUCAAAGGCAGUUCUUACCACGGUGUUUCUGGGCAAAGGAGUUGACAAGCGUCAAGAUGUUCCGGCGGUUCCCGCUGGAGUUUAA
This is a messenger RNA of Oldenlandia corymbosa var. corymbosa, 780 nucleotides long. The record is from the annotation of a GenBank genome assembly. Lineage: Eukaryota; Viridiplantae; Streptophyta; Magnoliopsida; Gentianales; Rubiaceae.